Messenger RNA from Hypanus sabinus (Atlantic stingray), 5307 nucleotides. It is a transcript of the gene b3gnt7l, whose product is annotated as UDP-GlcNAc:betaGal beta-1,3-N-acetylglucosaminyltransferase 7, like. NCBI's taxonomy places the organism in Eukaryota, Metazoa, Chordata, Chondrichthyes, Myliobatiformes, Dasyatidae. The transcript has a single exon. Gene Ontology annotation, cellular component: membrane. Gene Ontology annotation, molecular function: hexosyltransferase activity. The record is from RefSeq and is a predicted model, not a curated record. Bases 139 to 1392 code for a protein of 417 amino acids.
CCGUUUCAGCUGCCCGUGUGCCUCGGGGCUGGGCUCACAACAGCAACAGUUGUACCUCUCGGUGCCUGGACCGUUGUAGAGAAGCCCCGUCGCCACGGGUGGUCGCAGCCGGGACCGGAGGGACGUUAUUCGCUGGUCAUGGAAUACAUGUUCCCCAAGAGGAAGCUGCUGAAGACUCUGCUGAGCCUGUCGCUGCUCUUCGCCACCGUAGCCUUCAUCCAGAAGCUGAAGUCGGGCGACGGGCUGGGGCUGGGGCUGCGAGUGCCGGCGGACGCCAGGUUGAUCCCGGCCUGGCACGGUACCGAGAGCGGCCCGGCACGGACUAAUGGCAGCAUUGACGGAGGCGGGGAGGUGGAGGCGGGGGCGGGGGCGGGGGCGACUGUGUCCGGCAGCCCGGCCACUGCCGCCGCUCCCCGAACCUGGACCGUGACGGUGACCAACUGCAGCCAGAAUGAGUCGGUGCGCGGCUUGAGCUGGUUCUCGGCGAUGGACGCCAAGUUCCAGGAGUACGUGCUGUACCGCCACUGCCGCUACUUCCCCAUGCUGCUCAACCAUCCCGAGAAGUGCGCGGAGCCCACCGACCUCCUCAUCGUCGUCAAGUCGGUGAUCGAGCAGCACGACCGGCGGGCUGCCGUCAGGGAAACGUGGGGCCGGGAACGCAGCAUCGGGGGUCGCAGCAUCAGGACUCUUUUCCUGCUCGGCACACCAAGCGACGGCAAGGAUCAGCGCAACCUGCAGAAGCUUCUGGAAUACGAGGACCUUUUGUACGGCGACAUCCUGCAGUGGGACUUCAUGGACACUUUCUUCAACCUGACCCUCAAGGAGGUCAAUUUCCUCAAGUGGUUCGACAUCUACUGCCGCCGCACCCACUUCGUCUUCAAGGGUGACGACGACGUCUUCGUCCACACCGAGAACCUGAUGGAGUUCCUGGACUCGCAGACCGAUAGCCCCCGGCGCGACACCCUGUUCGUGGGCGACAUCAUUUUCAGGGCACAGCCCAUCAGGAACGUUCAGAGCAAGUAUUUCAUCCCCAAGCAAUUGCAUGAUAAGCCCUAUCCGCCGUACGCGGGCGGCGGCGGAUUCCUCAUGGCGGGCCCACUGGCCAGGCACCUGGCGGCCGCCUCGGAGAGCAUCGAGCUCUACCCCAUCGACGACGUGUACCUGGGCAUGUGCCUGCAGAAGGUAGGCGUCGAGCCACAGUUGCAUUACGCCUUCAGGACGUUUGGGGUCGUCAAGCGUCGGGUGAGCCCCAUGAACAGUGAUCCCUGCUUCUACAAGAACCUGGUGGUCAUCCAUAAACUCAGUCCCAAGGGCUUGCUGACGAUGUGGAACACAGUCCACAACCGAACCCUCAUCUGUGCCAAGAAAUACUUAAUAAACCUAAACGCGUAAUCUUCUCACCGAAUAACUUGAUUCCAGACUUUCCUGUACGUUAGAAAUGUAGAGUUGGGAACGAAUGGUUUAGAAUCAGCUUGGUGUGAAUGGUGAGAGUUCUUCAGCUUUUAUGUUUUGAGUGAGGAUAAACCGAGUAAAGGUACUUUUUUUUAAAAAAAGUAAGAAUUGUAUAUUUUUGAAGUUUAUUUUUACACUCUAAUGUCCACAAAUAAGUUGUCAAUUGGCACCGAGUUUAGUAUUGAGUUUUCUUUUAAAGGAAAGGGAAACCGAAUCAGAGGCCGAGAGCCACUUGUCUCUUUUUAUAGCUGAAAACAAUAUCUUCGGAAGACUGGAUAUGAUUUGGAUAAUGACACUAGGUAGCACUUGGUGACUAGGAUAUAGAAGUACAAUUAAUGUAGAGAAAGUGAUUUGCAGCUUAAGUGAUACUGAUCUCCCAGACACCGGUUGAAGGAAUAAUUUUAACUUGCUUUAAAAACAAACCAAAUAUCAUUGAUUGUUCCUUUACAUUCCCACCCCACCCUUUUUGUAUAAAAAGCACCUCUACCAUGACAACGGGUGUCUGAUUUAAUUUAGCGCGAUGAUUGUAAUUGUCCAUAAACUUUAUGGAUACAAAUAAUGUUUUAAGAUGCUCCGUUUUCAUUGCCCCAAGGCUGAUGAAUAGCAGGAGUCAAAUUUCAGAGAUGUUGCCUUUGACUUGGUUUGCUGUCAGAUAGAUUGCAUCCUUGUUUCUGAUUUGAAAUAAAGGAUCUUUUUGACCUGAAUUUAACUGCAAAGUGAUUAUUUCUAGGGGUAGGAGGUGAAGCAAGCAAUCUGAUGCAGCUUCUUUCUUGCUUCAGUUCAAAGCUGGCCUUUUCAACCAAAAGGUUGCUGUUGUUUGGUAAUAAACUUGCAUUUAGAGGUGGAUUAUUGCCCUUGCUUCCUGUUAAGAAAAUCUGCAGUAAUGAAAAUCUUCUAGUAAUGAAACCACCAAGGUCUUUCUGAUUAUAUUGCAGUGGUGGACAUGGUCAUUGGAUGAAUGUCACUCCUUAACCUUUUAGGAAUACAUGAAAACCAUGCAGUGCUGUGCACAAUCCUGAAAAUAAUCAUUGCCAAACGGUUAUUCCUGAAGCUCAUUGCCAAGCAAAUUUGUAAAAUGUUUAGCUGACAAAAUAAUGGGGGGGGGGAAGAAGAAAAAAACACCCUUCUUGUGUAAUCUCCCCAUAUCCUUUCAAGUCAAAUUCUUUUUUUCUUCUGUUGUUUAAACCUUUUGGUAAUUGUGAUCUUUAGAUCAUUUAUAAGAUCAAAUCAAAUUAAUAUAUUGAAUUAAUAGGUCUGGAAGUUUUGAUAGUUUAAUAUUCUGUAAAAUGUUGUGUUUGUUUGACUGGUCAGGGCCAUUAAUUUCUGUCUUAACUUCAGAUGCUGCUCCAUGGUCCUGAUGAAGGAGCUAUGGAAUUGCUGAGGUGCACAGAAUUUGACAUUUGUGCUUCUGCCUGUCAUUGUUGUUUCCAUCUCCUACAAGUGAAACUGUGCCUUAAUGAAGUAUUCCACAUUGAAGCAAGUGAGCCAGAAAACGUGUGACAUGAUUUGUCAUGAUCUAUGGACAAAUGUUUGAAACAUUGUCAACAAAUAGCCCUUCCAAACUGGCAACCAACCUUAACUAAUAAUUUGAAGAAUAAGUCUUUAAUAUUUAAAACUACUUGUCUUGUGAGGUCUAGGAUUUUUUGGGCAAAAUUUGAAAAUAACUUGCAAAAAUGUUUUUUGUUAGAUUAAUUUUAUUCAAUGUUUGAGAAUCUUGCCAACAUAAUCAAAAUUGAACUUGUACUUCAAUAUGUAAUAAAGUCCAAAAUUACUUUCUUUACAUUUGUGCUGCCUGCAUUUUAUUGAGCUUUGUAAUCUAUCAGAGCAUCAAGUAAUGCUCAAUUGUUUUCUUAAAGUUUAUGUAUCAAAUAUGUACAGUUACUCUUGAUAACAAAUUUGCAUUUAAAACUGAAGUAGGGGUGUAUUGACUUACUGCCUUCUGUAGUGAGAAAUAUACAAAGUCCAGAUUGUUCCAGGUAAGGUUGUUUUGGUUUAGAGGAGUCAUGUUUGCAGGAGUUGACAAGUGAUGUGGGAGUAGUUGGCAUGAAGCCUUUAUAUGUAUUGUGAUUUAGCAACCUGCUCAGGGUUUGUGAGAAUGGUAUACAGGUGUAUCCUGGUCAUUUUGUAUUGGGAAAAGCUUCACUGUGGUAAUUCUGCUGUGUGUGUGCUGGGCUAUUGCCAAAGUUUUAGUCAGUGUGGCUGAUGGCUCACCCUCUUGCAGUGGAUGUUUUCUGGUAGACAAACAUCCAGAAUAGAAUCCUCUUUAUAGACGAACCAAAGUGAUCCCAGUCACAGUCUGGUAUCCAGACUAUGCAGUCUUAAAUCUGCAGAAGUUGUACUCUGAGACCUGGCUGGUGUUGAAAUGAGCAUAGCUUUUCUUGUAGAUGAUUCUAAAUUAUCUUGGGUAUAAACCUUAGCUUUCAGAUAUGAAUUUGUUGUCUUUUGGAUGGGGUAGAGUCAAAUACUUGUUAGCCCUGUCAUAUCUGGUGACAAGAGUAGAAUGUUGAACAAUAAAUGUUUUUGUUCUGAGGAGUUCUAAGAAUCAAGGGAAACCAGCAGCCCAAGUUACUCAAAGUAUUAAUAACUUUUUAUUUUAAUGUGAGAAGUACAAAUCAGUUUACACUCAGAUGGAAACAUCAGUAAAACCCAUUUGGCACUUAGAUCUUAAUCCACCAUUCAGUGGGAGUCUGGCUGACCCUCCAUCUCAUUUCCAUUUUCCUGUUUUCUCCCUGUACUCUGUGAAUUAUUUUCUUUGUUCAUUGUUCAAAUAUAUUCAGUCAUUUAUAGUAAUCUAUCCUUUUACACACUGUUCAAGUUAGUCUAAUUGGUUUGUCCUCUCCCUUCUCUAAUUAGUUUCCAUUUGCCAUCUCCAACCUGCAGCCACCAUUCCGUAAACUGAGCUUUGAACAUUGACAACCAAUGCAUCCAUUGCAAUAUUACAAUCAAAAACCGGCCAGAGUGAACCUUCUAGUUUGUGGAUCUUACUUGCAGGUUACUGAAACUCUUAAUUUCCAUGCAUGGGCAGUGAAGUGCAAAAAAAAUUAGCAAGCUGACAUCAGCUGCAGUGUGUUUGAUACCUUGUUCUAAUAUCGAACGCAACGCAUACUGAGGUAGGGGACUAGAUACGUUCCACAGCAACACAUAGAAUCUGUGUGUAUGUGUGUGUGUGUGUCUCUCUCUCUCAACCAAGAAACCAUCAACCUCUGCUUUAAUGACUUGGCCUCCACAGUCAUCUGUGCAAAUGAAUUCUACAGAUUCACAACCUCUUGGCUGAAGAAUUUCCUGUUCUAAAUGGGCACCCCUCUAUUGAAGCUGUGCUCUUUAGUCUUGGACUCGCCUGCUAUAGGAGUCAUCCUCUCCACAACCACCCUGUUGAGACCUUUCAAUAUUCAAUAGGCUUUAAUGAGAAUUCCCCUUUAGCCAGAGAGUGGUGAAUCUGUAGAAUUUUUUUCACGACAGGCAUCUGUGGAGGCCAAGUCAUCGGGUUUAUUUAAGGAAAAGGUUGAUAGAUUCUUGAUUAGUCAGGGCGUGAAGUGAUACAAGGAAAUGGCAGGGGAUUGGAGCUGAGAGGGUAAAUAGGCCAACCAUGAUGUAAUAGUGGAGAAGACUCGAUGGGCUAAGUGGCCUAUUUCUGCUCCAAUAUCUUAUGGUCUCUUCUGGUCUUAUAGUCCAUGUGACACAUCUACCUUCAGACCUUGUUGCUUCCCAAGCACCCUCUCCUUAGUAAUAGCAACGAUACUCCCUUCUGCCCACUGACAUUUGAACUUCUGGCAUACUGCUAAUGUCUUCCACCAUGAAGGUUGUCACAAAAUACUUAAGCUCUUUCAUCAUUUUUUUGGUCCCCAAUUACUAAUU